AUGACAUCAAAUGAAAAUGACACUUGUCAUAUAAAAUACAUAGGUGUACUAAAUAAUGAAGAAUUGAAUGUAGAUGAUUAUACAUAUAAAAAAGGCAUUAAAAAUAACUAUUUGCAUAAAAAUAUUGGUAUAUUGAACACAUGCGAAAAAAAAAAUGUUUCACUUUUUCAAAGAAUAAAUAAUAAAAAUAUGGAAAGGCAAUAUAAGUAUAUGCUGUAUGCAUUGAAAACACUUAAUAUUCAAGAUAUUAAGAAUGAUGACCGUGGAAAAUUAAAAAAUAUAAUAAAAAACUUGCAUUAUAAGCAGUUAAUAAAUGCUAAUAAAAAUAUAAAAGAUGAUAAAUAUGUUAUGAUACAUAAUAAUGAUAGUUUAUAUUAUGAUUAUUUAUCGAUUUUUUUUUUGAAUAACAUAAAAAGCGAAAGAAAAAAAAAAAAAUUAGAUGCAAACUUAUGGAGUAGGCAUGCAAAUAAUUACGAUAAAAUCAUUAUGUAUGUAAUGAAACAUUUAAUGAAAAGGAAACAGAAAAAAAAAAAAAGAAAAAAAAAAGAAACAAAUAAUCAAGAAUUCGAAAAAAAUAAUUUAAUGAAAAAAAUAAAAUUUAUAUUUUUUGAAAAAUUGAUAAAAAAUUCAAAUCAAAAUGAGCUAGUAAAAUAUGUGUUCAUCAUGGAAUAUAUAAAAUAUAUGAGUGACGAUAUAAUGGAUCAAAUUAUAAAUCAAAUAUCUCAUAGCUUGAACGAUAAGACCAAUCGAAUGAGUAAUAAUUUGAUAUAUUCUGAAAAAGGAGAUAACGUAUAUCGUAACAAACGCAUAAAUAUGAUGCUGAUACCUGAUAUGGAACAUUUUUGGAAAUAUUUUAAUCCAAAUGAUGGCAAUAAUACUAUAAUGGAUAUAAAGAAAGCCAUAAAGGGCAACCUUGAAAAAAUAAAAAGAAUGUUAAUUCAAUAUGUGUGCAAUUAUAGUAAGAUUCAAACAUCUUGCUAUUAUAAUGACGAACAUAAUCAUUAUAACCGCCGUAGUAAAUUCGUAAAAAGUAAACCUUUUAGUAAUAGCUGCUACAAUAAAAACAAUUUUGGUAAUAAACUAAACGUCCGAGAUAUAUUGAGCGUAAAACGAAAUGAUAAUUUAAAGCCCAAAUUUAAGAUGCUAAAAAAAGGGACAAAAAAAAAUUUGAAUAAAAAUAUAUCCCAUCGAAUAAGUGCAGAAUAUUAUAAUAGAGAAGAAGAAAAAAAAAAUAUAAAAUAUGAAAAUAAAAUAUUCCCUAACGAUGGUAGUCGUAUUGCUAAUUAUUUAAAAAAUGAAAAUGGUUCAAACAUGAAAAUUUAUUUAUAUCCUUAUAUAUAUAAAGAUAUGAUGAAUUUUUUAAAUGCAUAUCUCAUGUUUUCUUUUGAGAUGCUAAUAAAUUAUUAUGUUUAUAAAAAUAUAGAACAUCGUUUUGGAGAUCGUUACCAAAAAAAUAUUUUAAAAAGAGAAUGUGCUAAUAAAAAUGUUAGUUCUAAUUAUUCUACUAACCACCACAAUAUAAAUACUACCAAUGAAGAUAAUAAUUUAAAUUGUAAUAAAUUUAUAUUGGUAAAUAAAAAUUCAUUUGCUUGUAAAUUAUUAAAUCAUUAUAUUUUUUUGGAAAAAGAAGUAAAUGGUCUUUCUUCUAAUGCGAUGGAUAUAUCAUCAAUUGCUCCAAAAAAUAUUGACAAAGUAAAUGGUUCUGGCAAAAUAUGUUAUAUUUAUCAAUUAUUAAAUAAUUUAUCAUGGAGCAAUACGUUUUAUAGUAAUCGUCUUAACAAUAUAUCAAACAAAUAUGAAAUCGAUCUCAUUCAUAAUAAGUUUUAUUAUGAUUAUUGUGAUAAUUUUAUCGGAAAUAAUAUAUUUCCUAAAAAAAAUAGUUAUGUAUUUGCGUAUUAUAAACAUUGUUCUACUGGUGGAAGCAAUCAUUGCAGCAGUGAUGGGGCAGAUGCAAAUAAAAAUAGUAGUGGCGGAAAUUCAAAUGAACAUCAAAAAUAUACAUAUAAUAAUAAUUGCAAUGAUGGAGGAUGUAACAACAGUAGUAGUAGUAUUGGUGGUAAUAAUGGAAAUGAAGGGGAUAAAGACAACAAUAAUAAUGAAGAUAAAAAUGAUGGGGAAAAAAAUGAAAAUGAGGAAGACGAUGAAAAAGAAGAAGAAGACAAUGAAAAAAAUGAAGAAAAUAAUAAAGAGGGACAAAAAGAUGGUAAUAAUAGUCCCCAUAAUAAAUGUAUAGAUGAACAUGAAAAUUAUUACAAGUUAAUAAAAGAAAUAGAAAAUUUGGAGAAAAACGAAAGUGUUAAUGAAACAAAAAAUGAGACUAAAAAUUACGAAGUUUUAAAUAAUUAUUGUGAAUAUAAUAACAAAAUAAAAUCAUUAGAUCCAGACAAAUCAAUAAUAGGAACUGAACAAAAUUACAUUGAAAAGGAAGACGAUAUAAAUAAUAAUCAAUUAUUGCAUAAUACCUCUCCUAAUAUGGGGCAUCCGUUAAAAUUACCUCUCCUACCCGAAAUGAGUCACCCAAAUUCAUUUUCAAUAUCUUCCCCUCGUUCGCCUGUACAAUGUGGGCAAGAAUGUAAUAUAGGUGAGGGUAGUAGUUAUGAUAUGAAUAAUUGCUCCGUAAUAAAUUUCAACACAACCAAUGGUUCAAUGCAGCAAGAAAUCAAACCCUGUUCAGGAAAAGGGAGCCCUAUCCAAGUAAAUGAUCCCGAUUUUGAAGAAGCAUGCGAUAUUAGACUUAUGAAUAAUGCAGAGAAUUUGAAAUUUUCUCAAUCUCCUCCGACAAGUUCAUUACAUGCAUCUACAUUACACUUAACCGACGUGAAUGAAUUAGUUUUAUCACCUACUCAACAGUUAUUAUAUUCUAAUAGCCCAAUAAAAUCACCCAAUAAUUUUCCAAGUGCAGGGUCACCUGUUUUCGAUGCUAAUUAUAGUGAAGAACAUAUGGAAAAGGUUGCAUCUAACUACUUGGCUUCUUCUCCUUAUAGACAUGAUAUAUUUUCUGAAUAUGGAGUAUUGGGUUCUUUUUUUGAAUCAUUAGAAGAACUAGAAAGUAAAAGCGAUAAUAGUGAAACGGGCAGUGGUAAUGAAACAUUCAAUUAUAACUUUUCUUUAAAUGGGAAUACAGAAGACGAUAAUAAUAAUAACAAAUCAAAAAAGGGGAAUAUUCAAAGAGAUGAAGUUAUUUAUAAUUUUAAAAAAAAUAAUAAAACAAAAGUUUUUCAUGCAUGGUGUAAUAAAGGGGAGCACGAAUUAAAUUAUGAUAAUAAAAAAUUUAAUUCAGUUAUAGACUGGAUAAAUUAUAUUGAAGAUUUAAUGUCAAAUAUGGAAAUAGAUACUGAGUUUGACGAAAAAAAUAAUAUGGAAAUUGGUAGUGAUAAUAUUGGUUUUAUUGGUAAUACGGGAAAUGGUGAGGGCAAUAUAAACUCUAUAAACAAUUCUAUGAAUCAAAAUGAUAUGAUUGGAAAUUAUUAUAACCCUGAAAAAUUAGGCCAAAUAAAUAUGAACAAUACAUAUGAGAAUAGAGAUAUUUCGUCUGGCUUUGUGAUGAAUAAUAAUAGCAAUAUUAAUGAAACAAAUUCUCUUAUACAUAACAAUGCAGAUGAAUAUUACAAUAACGAAAGGGGGGAUAUUGGCAAUAUAGAAGAACAUAGUAAAGGAAUGGAUGGAUUAAGUAUGCAUGUAAAUAUUAUUGAAGGUAAUAAUUUUGAUGUGAAUACAUUUGAUGUGGGAAAUUAUGACCAAAAUAAUUUUAAUAAUUAUUCUCAGAAUAUAGUAAAUGAUCAAGUUGAUAAAGGAAAUAUAUAUUAUGGUGCUAAUAAUGAAGGUUCUAAUUUUAGAAAUCCACUAAUUCAAUAUGGAUGUGAUAAUAAUAGCAAUAUUGGUAAUAAUAACUAUGGAAAUAAUUUUGAAGGAGAAACAAAUUUACUCCCUUUUUAUAACAAUGCAGAAGAUAAUGUAAUUUAUAAUACUAAUGAACAAAUACAACAAGAAGGGAAUAAUGAUUUUUUUUCAAAUUUUGAAUUAAAUGAUAAUAAAAUAGCUAAUGGAAUGCUUAAUGGCGAUAUACAUGAUACUAGCGGUUUUAUAUGGGAUGAUAAUAGAGAUAAUGAAUUAAAUAAUAAUGAUGAUCCGAAAAAUUCCAAUAUAAAUUCUGUUGGAAAUCCACUAGGAAUGGUUAACACUGAACAUUUCGAUUCUUUUGUUGAUUCGAAUCUCGAUCGAGGAUAG
This is a messenger RNA of Plasmodium berghei ANKA, 4227 nucleotides long. Its product is annotated as conserved Plasmodium protein, unknown function. NCBI's taxonomy places the organism in Eukaryota, Apicomplexa, Aconoidasida, Haemosporida, Plasmodiidae. The transcript has a single exon. The record is from RefSeq and is a predicted model, not a curated record. Bases 1 to 4227 code for a protein of 1408 amino acids.